Messenger RNA from Rhodamnia argentea, 2905 nucleotides. Its product is annotated as nuclear intron maturase 4, mitochondrial. The transcript has 3 exons. Gene Ontology annotation, biological process: mRNA processing. The coding region runs from base 384 to 2873 and encodes 829 amino acids. Lineage: Eukaryota; Viridiplantae; Streptophyta; Magnoliopsida; Myrtales; Myrtaceae. The record is from RefSeq and is a predicted model, not a curated record.
CUUCUUUCGAUCUUUGUCCUUGGAACCCAAAGCGACAUUCUUGGGAAGUUUCUCAUUCUCUGCGGCGCCCACUGAUCUCUGCUUCUUUCACGGGAUCUACUUCCACUUUUCCUUUCUUCUUUCCUGGGUCCAGUUCUUAUGCCAAAGGGGUUCUCUUGUCGUCGCGCCAGUCCUUCAGAUGCGACAGUUGCUCAGUUGGAAGGAAAAGGAAGACGCUUUCUUGAGUAUGUUGUCAAACUUCUUCCAUGAAUACGAUCCCCUGAUUUAAUCAUGACUUUUCUGUCUGGGAAUCAUCCGUUAUCGGUAGUUACCGUUGAUAUCAUCGGGCUCAGAAUGAACUGCUCCUUCCAGAAUGCGGCGUGUGGGUAUAGUCUACAAGAGUGAUGGCAUUACCCUGCUUGCGAGUUGUUUGCAAGAGAAAUCUGCUUAAACUUGUUGACUUGCGGAGUGUGAAGCUUGUUGGGAUAUGCCCGUCCUCGAAAAUAGCUGGUACACCAGAUGAGAGGAAAAUAGCUCAUGCAAUGUAUUCCGCCUUUCCAGUUUUAAAUAAUGUAGCCGAUGACAUAGGAAAAGUGACACUGGCCCAAGACUUGGCCAGUAUUAUCGAUGAAUCUUCUAUUCUUGAAGAGAGAAAGCCUAGAGGCCGCAUGGAGCUCAAAAGAUUUCUUGAACUCCGUAUAAAGAAGAGGGUUAAGAAGCAAUAUGUGGAUGGGAAGUUCCAUUUUCUCAUGGAAAACGUUAUUGCCAACCCAGAAACUCUUGAAGAUGCUUACGGUUGCAUAAUACUCAACUCGAAUAUUGAUAUCUCGAUGACUAAACCCAACAUGUCUUUUGCAUCCACAGCUAAGGAGCUCCAUUCAGGGAGUUUUGAUGUCAAGGCAAAUACUUACUCCGUCUCGACACGGGGUGUACAGAAAGAAGUUCUUGUCCUUCCGAAUUUGAAGCUGAGAGCUGUUCAAGAAGCUAUCAGGAUAGUCCUGGAAGUUGUUUAUAGGCCUCAUUUUUCCAAGAUAUCACAUGGUUGUCGAAGUGGUAGAAGUCAUUCCACAGCACUAAAAUAUAUAUGCAAGGAGAUUUCAAACCCUGACUGGUGGUUUACAUUGCAUUUGAACAAGAAAAUGGAUGCUUCAAAUUUUGCCCAACUGGUCUCGAUUAUGGAAGAGAAGAUUGAAGAUCCUUACUUAUGUACCUUCAUCCUAGGCAUGUUUGAGGCGCAUGUGCUGAAUUUGGAGUUUGGGGGCUUCCCAAAAGGUCAUGGUCUACCCCAAGAAGGUAUUUUGUCCCCUAUAUUGAUCAAUAUUUAUCUUGACCUAUUUGACCGCGAAUUUUUUAAAUUAUCGAUGAAAUAUGAAGCUCUUAGUUCUGGUUCUGACGCUCAUCAAAGUGGAUCCCCUUCAACAUUGCGCCGUUGGUUUCAAAGACAGAUGAAAGCAAGUGAAGUAAAGGACAUUAUCAAUGGAAAAUCUGAAGCAAGUGAAGCAAAGAACACUGUUAAUGGAAAAUCUGACAUAAGAGUUUAUUGUUGUCGCAUUAUGGAUGAAAUAUUGUGUGCCGUUUCUGGAUCGGAAGACAUUGCCACUAAUCUAAUGCAUGAGAUUAUCAGUUAUAUGCAGAAUACUUUACACCUGGAAGCUAAUAGUCCAUCUGGAGUUUUACCAUGCAAUGGACCUCAUGGAAUUCGCUUUCUGGGUCUUCUGAUUACAAGAAGAGUGAAGGAAAGUCCGGCAGUGAGAGCCGUUCACAAGUUAAAAGAUAAGGUCAAGCUUUUUGCUUUGCAGAAGGAAACUGCUUGGAAUGCUGGGACAAUUCGAAUUGGACAAAAGUGGUUGGCUCAUGGCUUGAAAAAGGUUAAAGAGUCGGAAAUCAGGAAUUUGGCUGAUAGAAGUUCAGUUUUAAGCCAGAUAUCUUGCUACCGGAAAGCUGGUAUGGAAACGGAUCACUGGUACAAGCUCUUGUUGAAAAUAUGGAUGCAAAAUGUGAAUGCCAAAUCUGCAGAAAGUGAGGAGAUAAUUUUAUCUAGUUAUGUCGCUGAACCUUCUCUGCCUAAAGAAUUGAUCGACAGUUUCUGUGAAUUCCAAAAGCGCGUGGAUGAGUAUGUGGCUUCUGAGACAGCUUCCACUCUUGCUCUUUUGCCCGAGUCUUCCACUCCUGUCAUUACUACAGAGAUUAAUGCACCUGUUCAUGUCAUAGAAAAGCAUCUUUUACGAUAUGAGGUGACAAACUCAAGGGGAUAUGCACGUUCAGCAACUGCACUUAUAUUGCAAGACAGUGACAAAAUUAUUGAUUGGUUUUCAGGCAUUGUUCGCCGUUGCCUUAGAUGGUUUAGUGAGUGCAGCAACUUUAACGAGCUAAAGCUGAUAGUUUGCGAUCAUGCAAGAAAAUCUUGCAUCCGCACUCUGGCAUCCAAAUACCGGAUGCAUGAAGAUGAGGUAGAAAAACGAUUUGAUGCAGAUUUAGGAAGAAUUCCCUCAACCCAAGAGUGGGAUCAAGAUGUGGCAAAUGAACCAUCAGAUUCCCAUGUCUUUGAAAAUGAUGAGGCCUUAAUGUAUGGAAUUCUACAUUCUGGCACCUGUUUGCUAUCUCUAGCAAGAAUAACCAGCCAGUCACGACCUUGCAACUGUUUUGUUAUGGGUUGCUCAUCUAGCGCACGAAGUGUCUACACCCUUAAUGUGAUGGAAAGGCAGAAAUUUCCAGGAUGGAAGACAGGUUUCUCUGGUUGCAUCCACCCCAGCUUGAAUAAGAGACGGGUUGGGUUGUGUGAUGAACACUUAAGCGACUUAUAUCUGGGUCGUAUUUCUCUUCAAGCUAUCGAGUUUGGAGCAUGGAAAGUGGGUUUUCAACGAAUUGACAGGGAUAAUAUCGGAGAAGAAUAGCUAAGGGUACCACUGAAUGAUCAAGGAAGCAG